Epinephelus fuscoguttatus (brown-marbled grouper) is the source of this 2829-nucleotide messenger RNA. Its product is annotated as GTPase IMAP family member 7-like. Bases 127 to 1446 code for a protein of 439 amino acids. The transcript is spliced from 3 exons. The record is from RefSeq and is a predicted model, not a curated record. Gene Ontology annotation, molecular function: GTP binding. Lineage: Eukaryota; Metazoa; Chordata; Actinopteri; Perciformes; Serranidae.
CAGGGUUGUCAAGGUAUAGAAAGAAAAAAACAAAAGUGGCAGAUACAGCAAACACAUUCACACAUGCUUUGGCAGUCGUGUCACUGGGAGUAAUUGUCACUCCAAAGUAACUUCGCUUUAGACAACAUGGACGAAACAGCCACAACGAGUGGAGGAACAACAGCAGGUCCCUCAUCAUCCACUGUUACUGAGGACAAGACACAAGUCACAAACACGAAGAGAAUAGUCAUCUUGGGUAAAACAGGAGCUGGGAAAAGCAGCCUGGUUAACACCAUAUUUGGAGAGAAACUGUUCAAGAUCGAUCAUACUUUCAGUGCAGGAACAAAAGAAUGUCGAGCAGAAACCAGAUCUGUCAAUGGAAGAAACAUCACUUUGAUCGACACUCCUGGUUUCUUCGACACAAAUAGACCUGAGGAGGAGCUGAAGCGUGCGAUAGUGAGGAGUAUCGUAGAGUGUGCUCCUGGGCCUCAUGCUUUUCUCAUUGUGCUUAAAGUGGAGAAAUUCACAAAGCACGAGGAGUCUGUCAUAAGCAAAAUUUCUGAUGGUGACCAGAAUGGAAGAAACAUCACUUUGAUCGACACUCCUGGUUUCUUCGACACAAAUAGACCUGAGGAGGAGCUGAAGCGUGCGAUAGUGAGGAGUAUCGUAGAGUGUGCUCCUGGGCCUCAUGCUUUUCUCAUUGUGCUUAAAGUGGAGAAAUUCACAAAGCACGAGGAGUCUGUCAUAAGCAAAAUAAAAAACAGCUUUUCUGAUGAUGUCUUCAAAUAUGCAACAGUUGUAUUCACUCAUGGUGACCAGCUCGAUGAAGAACAGACAAUUGAGGAUUUGGUGUGCCAGAAUCAGCUUGUGAGUGAUCUGGUGGAGAAGUGUGGAGGUCGCUGUCACGUCAUUGAUAAUAAAUACUGGAAUGGAAAGCCAGAGGAUGAAUACAGAUGCAACCAGUUCCACGUGGAGGAGCUACUGAAGACAAUAGACAACAUAACUGAGGCACACCAAGGAGGCUGCUACACAAAUGAGAAUCUAAAAGCAGUGGAGAGGGAAAAACAACAAGAGGAGGAGCACAUUCGACAGUCAUCGGGAAACAUUUCAGAGGGAGAGAUCAGAGAGCAGGCUAAGGGCAGCGUGUUUAAAAAGCUUUUGAAAAAACUGGCACAUAUUGCAACAGGUGCGUUGUUAGGAGCUUUUUAUGGGGUACUAGGGAGCACAAUUUUAACUCAAGGAACAUCUUUCCAAGCAGCUGGAACUGGAUUAGGCACAUUUGCUGCAGGGGGAGUGGGAGCAAUGUUCGGAGGUAUUGCAGCCUAUGAUGCAACUGACGAAGAAGACACACUACAGGGAGGUACAGAAAGGGCAACACAGACUGUCACAGAUGGAGCCCUAUUUCUCUUAGAUAAAGUACAGGAGGUAGUGGACAAAGUAUCAAAGAUAAAAAAGAGUCAAAAAUGAGCCAUGACUCUUGAAAGGGAAGAUAAUUUAGCAGUUAAAAUUCAUGUCUCCCUGUUAGAUUACUUGAAAUCUUGUUCUAGACCAUCCUUAACAACUGAGCUGAAGUGCAUUUCUUAACUUCAAACUUAAGUUGCUUGUUUCACAAGUGUGUGGGCAGCUGUGGAUCAGGAGGUAGAGCAGCUUAUCCACUGAUCAGAAGAUCGACUGUUUGAUCCCUGGCUUCUCCAGUCCACAUGUUGGACUAAAUCCCAUAUUGCUGUGUGAGUGUGUGAAUGUCUAAACUAAGUAGUGGGUGGCACCUUGUACAGUAGCCUCAGCCAGGAGUGUUUGUGAAUGGGUGAAUGUGACCCUGUAUUGUAACAGUGGAUCUACACAGAGCCUACGCACUUGGCCUACACAUUUGUAAGUUUGUCAAACACACAUUAAACAUGACUUAAUAUCAACCAUAAAUACACCAACUGGCUUCACUGUAACUUGCAAGGCUGAAAGACAAAAGACUUGUCUUUUGCUGGACACAUUUUCACCACAAAUAAAACAUGCUAACAUUAUUAGCACAAGCAUAUGAUAUAUUACAUGCAGAAAUUAAUUAAUAAAUUAACAUGGCGGCUAGCGGACUUUCCUCUACUCACAUGAAGCAAGGAACAACAGCAGCAUUUCACAAAGUUAACAUAAAAAAAUAUGGUUCCAUUGUAACUUGCACAGUUUACCGGCAAAACAAUAUUUUUUUACUUGACAUGUUUUGCCCACAUAAACAUGCUAACAUUAUUAGCAUAAGGCUAUGACAUUUUACAUUACAUAAAUUAGCCUAGUGGCCAGCAGACUUUCUUCUGCACAUAAGAAGUCAAGAUUAUUCACACACAGGACAUAAAAUGCUGUUAUGUGGGGGUUUGUGGUCUUCACAAUUUAUUGCUUCUUAUAUGUGAAAUUAAAGUAAAUUAAAGUUUUGUUUCCACUGAGAGAAAUGGUUCUCAGAUCAUGCAAAUAAACAGAAGGUCUGCAUCGCGACAACGUGCAGUUACAUUUUUGGGGAGGUGAAUAGCAAGCUACGGCACAGGUCCGCUGAGUCUACACUGUAGGUACGGUGUACCUGCUUUAUGGUGCUUUGAGUUGUGGUGCUAUACAAGUGCAAAUCCAUUUACAAACCAAUUUGUUUUUUGUUUUUUAAAUACUAAACUUUAAAUUUCAUAUUGUACAUACAUGUCCAGUCCUUUCUGUUAACCUGUUUACAUCUUAUGAUCCAUACUGGUGAUUUGUUUCAGCAUUGUAUAUAUUUUGGAUUAGAUUUUAUAUAUUUUAUAUUUACAUUCUUUCUAACGUUGUAUUGCAGCUGCUGCACAGCAAUUUCCUUGGGGAUAAAUAAAGUCCUGUCUUAUCAUAAUUGCA